AUACCAUUAUCAAUCUCUUGAUAGUUUGAAAAAAGGUUUUUAAAUGGUGACAUAUGAAAGGUGCAACCAGAAUCAACUAGCCAAUCAGAUUCACACAGAUAAUCCGAUAACACAGAGUUCAAAUAAGCAUAAUCUUUGAUCAUUAACACAUCACCAAAGUUGUUUGAUUCACUAGCCAUAUUAGCAUGAUCUUUUUGCUGAAUUUUCUUAGGCUUAGAACAACUAUUACUAAGGUGACCAUAUUCAUUGCAAUUGUAGCAUUUUCUUGUUUUAGACUUGGAUCUAGACUUACCCCUUCUCUGGUUGAAUUUUCUCACAUUUGAGUUAUCAUUGUUAGCAUGUUUAUGGUUUUGAAACUUAUUUAAGGUUCUACCCCUCACAUGCAUAAUCUCCCCAGAAUUUUUAUCACUCUUAGAAUUUUUUAACUCUAAUUACUUACUCUUGAGACCAUUCACAACAACAUCAAAAGAAAUAUUAUCCCUACCAUAUUUAAUUGCAGAUUUAACAUCACUGUAGGAAUCGGGAAUAGCAUUCAAAAGAGCAAUAGGGGUGUAGUCAUCAAUAUGUUUAUCACCGGUUAAUUUUAUAUCAGAAAUCAGUUUGGUGAAAACAUCUAGAUUUUCUUCUAUGUCCUUAGACAUAUCCAAUCUAAACUUGAAAAAUUUUUCAAGCAAGAAAAUCUUAUUUGGCAAAGAAGUUUCAGUAUAAAGUUCAUCAAGUUUAUUCCAAAGAUCUUUAGCACAUUCCAAAAUACCAACUUUUCUGAUCACACAGUCAGUUAAGUUUAAGUAAAUUAUGGAACAAGCAAUUUCAUUCAUUUCAACUCUUUUCUCUUUAGAGUCUAUUUCUAGAUAUGAAUUACUAACAGCCCUAUAAACUUUUUGAUGAACAAGAACACACUUCAAUUUUUGUUUCCAAAUACUAAAAUCAGUUUUUCCAUUAAAUGGAGUCAAAGCAUACUGAUUCAUAGUAGACAUAUCCACUAAGGAGAAGAAUGAUCAAAAGAUCACCACACAGAAGAAAAAACACCCACAAAAGAGAAUAAAAAACUGAAAAAAUUAGCAACACUGAUGCACGUAGAAUAUGGCCUAAAUUUUCCAAAUUUGGCUCACGUGUGUGAAGCAAUCGCACGAACAACCCAAGAUUAUUAUGUUAGCAAAAUUGCUUACUCAAUCCCGUUGUUCUUUCACACGAGCACAAACUAUAAUGGAAUUAGGCAAUCGAAAAAUAACGCAACAGAAUUAAACAACCCUAAAAAAAAUGCUACGAAAGCAAAGGGAUAAAGAGUUGUGUACCUGGGCGAAUCUAAUGCCUAGAUUCGACUUACCUAUUCCACGAAGGAAUGAAAUUGAGAGCGCCCGCAGCAGAUGAUUGAACAGCCGUUGGAAUCUUCUGCUUUUCCUACUCCGGCCUGCGCUUGUGCUGUUGCGGAUCUUCUCUUGCUCCAGCCACUCCUUCGAGCCGCACGAAGCAGCGGAUGUCUACUGGAAUCGUCGAUUGUAGACUCCCUCCAUUCGCACGAAGCAAAUUGGUGCAAUCUGGUUUUUAUGAUUGUAGACUCCUUCUCUGGUUUUUUUUCUCGCCGGAGAACAAGACUCAGUGGCUGAGGGACACAAAUUGUCCGAAGGAGAACAAAGGGCCAAAGCAGAAACGGAGAUUCCAAAAAAAAAAAGAGAAGAAAGGACCCACUUUUUUUUUAAAAGAGAUACGGAGUAAAAAGGAAAGGUCAUGCACAAAGUUUGACCCAAAGAAAAAAAAAUGAUGGGUUUUUUAAAAAAACAAAAGAAGAAGUUGGUAAGGGACAGCAGAUCCGAACAGAAAAGGAGAAAAGACACCUCACGGAAAAAUAAAUAAAUACUGAGCACAAACCAGGCUCCGAUACCACUGUUGUGUGUAUUUAUUUAUUCCGAUUAGGCUCAGGUCACCCGUAAAAGACGGUCCGUAGUUGUGCACUACAAGGGUACCAAAAGGAGCAACACCCCAACCCAACCUCGCCACACUCCACUCACAAAGAAACGGAGAAGAACUGAGAUCAACUCACAAAGGAAGAAAGAAACCCACACGGAAGUCUCACAAAGAGAGAAAAGGAGUUUUGUACCGUGUAGAAACACAAAGGCAAGCCCUCAAUAUAUAGUGGAGAUUAGGGUAGUAAUUAAGGCAAGCUUAAUUAGGUUAAGGAGUAUAGAUUGGGCUUGAGUAAAUGGGCUGCUGGGUUGGGUGUCAAUUAUUAUUAAUAUGUUUGGGCCAACCCCAAAUAAAUUAACAAUCUCCACCUUUGGCCCAAAGUAGUGCACAUAGUUUGACAAGGAACCGCGGGACUCAUCAUAGCCUAAUAACCACUAAAUGUGUAAUCAACAAAUGAGAACACACGUAGUGGUGGAGAGUUCACUAAGUACUCUCAAGUCACGAAGACUAGGCAACAUCACAAAGCAUGCCAAAAAUAACUCACGAAGAGUCGAACUCUACCAUUGGGUCAUCGAGUUCAAAAACAAAAGAAAAGCAAAAGUCACAA
This is a messenger RNA of Cuscuta campestris, 2512 nucleotides long. The record is from the annotation of a GenBank genome assembly. NCBI's taxonomy places the organism in Eukaryota, Viridiplantae, Streptophyta, Magnoliopsida, Solanales, Convolvulaceae.